This is a messenger RNA of Aspergillus nidulans FGSC A4, 3006 nucleotides long. RefSeq lists its product as uncharacterized. NCBI's taxonomy places the organism in Eukaryota, Fungi, Ascomycota, Eurotiomycetes, Eurotiales, Aspergillaceae. The coding region runs from base 1 to 3006 and encodes 1001 amino acids. The record is from RefSeq and is a predicted model, not a curated record. The transcript is spliced from 14 exons.
AUGUACAGAACUGAACAGUCAAUCAGCUGGGAAUUAGUCGUCUCUCGUUUACCAGGGCGGCUCCUAGUGACCACCGCCUUAAAUAUUUGCUGCUCGUUCUCAAGCAAUUGUACUCGCAGCGGCCAACUUCUAGAGCAUGAGGUCAGAGACUGGCUCGACGAGAAUUCAACAGUAGACCUAGCAGAGCAGGAUUAUGGCCAAGUACGCUUACUCAUGACAUCCCCUGCCUCUCAUGACGGUCGAGCCAAGUAUCCUGAGGGAAAUUUUGAAGACGUUUUUGGGGGAGUUAUCAACAAACCCGCAACAGAUGGGUUAGGCCUUGAAGAUGAGACUAUUCAGUAUUUGUCGAAACUCUUAAACCUCCCGUGGCCACUAUCAAUUCUGACCGGAUAUUCGUCUGGGAUUUUUACCAAAUUUGGACAUGAGAACGGGGCCGGGGGCCUGGACGGAGAAGGCAUUUUUUCGAUUCUAGCCAGGGCAGGAAUGGUGAUUCAAACACCACACUCCACGCCAAUCAAGUGCUUGCUAGCACUCUUCCACGACAUCGAAAACAACCUCACAACAUGCUUUUUGCACUCAGCUUUCCCCGCCCACCUUUUCCACUUUCGAGAUUUGGUUCCUAAAUUGCUCGCAAAGUCAAAUCGACCGAUGAAUGUAUUUCCUGUGGUUUUCCUCAAGAUGUACAACGAAUGCAUCGAAGGCUACCAGAAGAUCCAAGAGGGGAACAUCGUGUUCCUCGAGGAAGCGAUUGGUCAGACAGACUAUUAUCAAUACAAGCCUAGUAGCGCCAGAAUGCCCAGAGACAUGAUUAAAACCAUUAACGGCAUUUCAUACGACCUCUCACGGUUUGAACAGUUCAUUGAUUUUGAAUGCAGGCUCCAUGGUUUUCUUAUCGACCUGAGCAACUCGUCGCGAUCAGAGUUUGAGUUAUCAAGAGACCCAAACAACAGCAGGAAGCUUGCAGAAUGGCUCCAGUUCAUUGGUUGUGUGGCUCUAGGCCAUAAACAAGCGGUUAGCUCCUACCGACAGAGGGUUCAAGCCCAGAACAUGGUUCUAUAUAGCAUGGUAUCCCAAGCCGAGAGCCGUCUAAAUUACCAGGUUGCCGCAUCCACAAAACAGGAUAGCUCAGAUAUGAGAGCUGUUGCUCUGCUUACCAUGCUCUUCCUCCCCGGGACUUUUAUCGCGAGCUUCUUUAGUGCCGGUCUGGUUGCGACCAAUCCCGGCAGUACUCCCACGACGAACAAAUAUCUAUGGAUAUACUGGGUGAUAACUGUUCCCCUCACUAUUAUCGUUAUUCUGAUUUGGAAGUGCUGGUCGAGAAAGCAGGCUGGAGGGACAAAUAACUUGCUUUGGAGUAUUGAGUCUAGUGAUCCUCGUUACUCGCCGAAGAUCACGGACAGCCAGUUGAAAAUAAUACUGCCUACACCCGUUACAGGACACUUGAAGCGUUCGGGAAUUACAAUUAGUCGGCUCCAGUCUUUGCAGCCUCGAGGGCCUUUGUACGGGCGUGGGCAAGCCCGCAAUUGCUACUGCACCAGGGCAUCUAGAUUUCUUCCGGCUUCUGUUCGCAUCAUUCUUGCCAGAGCUGCUUUUGAUAGUAUCAUGCGGCAAUUAACUGAAAUAUUUUUACGCACAGUGAUUGCAAUUGUCCCACUCGCGUCCUGGGUCGCGGGCGAACCUGUCCAGUACUGCCGGUUCGGCCAUGAAGAUAAACCCGAUGCUACCGUCGAUUUUUGCUUGGGCAUUACCACGUACUACAAUGCCUCUUCAGAAAGCCACGAUAUGUAUAGGUGUAUGCGGGUUACGAGAAGCUCAGUGCUCGGGUGGACCGCAGUCGGCACCGGCUCAGUGAUGGCGGGCUCCUUGAUGUUCAUAAUCUACGGCGAUCCUUUUUCUUCAGAGCAUGCAGCACCGACCGUGAGCCUUCGGACAAUCGAUGGUCACCACCAGCCCAAGCUCGUCUCUCAAGCCGAUAUGGAGGGGGCAGAUCUUCGCCUCUUGCAACCCGAUUGGGUUUCCGUCAACUCCACCGAGACUGACGACGAAAGACUUGACUCCAAACGAGACUCGGUUUCUGUCGCGAAGGUAGCCAUUAUGUGUUAUUCGUGCGGGAAAUGGCAUGGUGCCCCAAUAUCUGCAGAUGCUGCAGCCCAACCCUGGAUCUGGGCGUGGAACAAUUUCCAAGAAUUUGACAGUUACUGUUGCAAUUCUGCGAAGUUCAAUUGGGUUAUGAAUUACACCGAAGAUGUACACCUGAAAAUGCACGAGCAUCAUGCAGAGGAUGGUGGCUGGGGACGAUUCUACGUCGAUAUGGCACGCUCUACCAGCAAAGACAACUCCGCGCCUUCAAUUCCCCCGAUUCGGCCCGGUAUCACAGCACUCGGUGUCUCGGAUAUACCUGGCGGAUGGUCAUGGUUGAACCCGACGGUACACAUCCACGGCUUCCUCAUGAGUGCUGCUUUCCUGAUUCUCUACCCAGCCGGUUUAGUUGCAAUGUGGUCAGGGUCAUCCAUGUCUUUCAAGUACCAUUGGAUAAUACAGCUUCUUGCUUCAUUAUUUGUCUUGAUUGGUGGGGCUAUAGGGCUCAUUCGGGCACAUAAGAUCGAUUCCUUUCAUCAUUUCAUUGGCCUUACGGGGGUUGUUUGCACGACGUCAAUGGGCUUCUCACGUUGGCUUGGGCGCAUAUUUCUUCUGCUCGGCUGGACGAACGUCAUUACCGGACUGCUUCUUACCGGUCACGGCUGGUCCCUCGUCCCCUUGGCUGCAAGCUUCAUCUCCGUAAUAGCACUUGCCUUGGUCGCCUGGGUCUGGUAUGCCACGCAUCAGUGUAAGCAGCGUGAGAUUCGCCCCGACUGGGAAGGAGAGGAUAGCCCUUUCUCCUUGCAGCCUACAAGGGACGAUUACUUUGCCGUGGCUGCGGAUGAUGACGAUGAGCAUGAUUUACGGUUUAGCAGCGACCACUCGACUCCCGUCAAGAUAAGGAAGGAAGACGCAGAUCUAAGAUAA